AUGAAUUCCCUGCUAACAAUACCGCCAUAUUUGCAUCGUCGCAAGCCCGUCAGUCCAAAUGUUAUUCACGACAUCAGCGAAUCCGAACAACGACCGAUCGAGGCCAUAGUCAACUAUGAGGCUAAGAUGAACUCGCUAUACAGUACCCAACGUAACAUCGCCUUCGACAGUCCGGCAUUGACUGCGCCGCAAAAUCGGCUGAAGAAGCAGCCCUUGCCAGAUGUCCUGCUCACACUGUUCCCGGAGCAGGAAUGGGCCUAUCAUAUGGCUCACUUCCUUGUACUGGCUACACUAGCCUGCUUCUGCGCGUUGCUCGUUCUUCAUCAAUUACGAGCAUUUAUCGCGCGCCGUUUCCUAUUCAUUGGCGCAACACUCUUCACUUAUCGCUCUCUCACACUUAUGGUCACCCAAUUGCCUUCAGGCUAUGGAAACUUUGACAAGCGAUGCCGUGAGCAAGCGAAUAUCACAUUUGAUAUAUUUCUUUCUAGAGUCACUGAGCAAGCACUUCGAUUCGGAUUCCAGAAUAAUGCGAAGAUCCUGUGUGGCGAUAUGUUAUUCUCCGGUCACACCGUGGCAGUAGUGACAAGUGCCCUUUUUGUCGCGUACUACUUGCCUCCACGGCUGCAGUUCCUACGGUGGAUUCCAUACCUCCUCGCCGCAUCCGCAGCAACUUGUUUGAUUAUAUCUCAUACGCACUAUACUAUUGAUAUCCUCGUUGCAUACUGGCUGUCGAAUUUUGUUUUCCGGUACGUGAAGUUGGGAUUCAAAUCCAACAAGGAACAACAAGGAGCAUAUUAUAUUAGCGAUUGGAGACGUACCACGCGUUUUGUGAGAUCGACAUCGUCAUACAGCGGAGGAACUCCAUACUCUAUGGGAACUCGAUGCUUUGGAUUGUCGAAUGGCUUGAGGACGAUAUCGCCUCCGGAAAAGCAACAAACAAGUUCGAAUCUCCGUUUGACGGUCUCUUCCGCGAGCUGCGUCAAGGUCGAUGCGGCGAAGGACUACAUGGAAGAACUCAUGAGCAGCACGUACGUGGAGUUGUGGAGCUACAGCGACCACGCGGUGAGGUGA
Ostertagia ostertagi is the source of this 1071-nucleotide messenger RNA. The record is from the annotation of a GenBank genome assembly. Lineage: Eukaryota; Metazoa; Nematoda; Chromadorea; Rhabditida; Trichostrongylidae.